AGUGUGAAUAAAAAGAAAAUUAAAUUUAGGUUUUCCUCUCCUCACCCUCCAGUUUUGCAUUUUUCAGCCGCCCGCCACUGUUCCACCUCUGAUCGCCGCCCGCCACUCGCCAACCGUCGGGCCUCCGUCUUUGUCUGCCAUUGAUCAAUUGCAGUCCGCACCGCCGCACGCUGAUUGUGAAACCCUGUGAAUCGUAGUGGCAGCUCUCUCUCGAUUUCAUUAACACGCUUCAAGGGUUAAACGCUUGGAGGCGGAGAGAUGGAAGGUGGGGGAAACCGUCUUCUCCCAGCUCAUGCUUUUCCAUUGUUCCAGGAAGGUAUCGGGUUGGUUUUAUCUCGUUGGUCAGCUCUUCAGUUGGCCGUGGAAAAUGAGUGGGGUGGUCGUGACUCUCGUCGUAAAGUCGAACUAUUAUGCGCCGAAAUUUUCACAUGGUUUACUCAGAACAAAGAGCAACUAUAUAUUGAUGAUUUAGAAAUAAUUCUUGAUGAAGCUAUGCUUUCAUUGAGUACACAGGUUGACGAUGGCAGCAUUGAGGAGGUAGCUGAAAAAUUGAUUAUCAUGCAUGAGGAAUGUGUAGAUGGUAACUUUAGCUCUAUUGAAAGGUUAAGGCAAUCCCCUCGUCCUCAAGUUGCCCAUGCUCACGUUAAUCAGGCUGAGAGUGAUGACGAUGACGACGACGACGUAGAAGAAGAUGUCAAUAGAAAUGAUAUGAUGGUGGAUGCCGUUCAACCAGCGCAAUCCAGGCCUGCCAAUCCUCAGCUCAAUCCAGAGGCUACAGCUGAAGCUGAAGAUGGAUGGGUUCAAGUCACAUCAAGAAGAAAUAGGGGUACAAGAAAUUAGUACCAACCUCUCAAUGUCUUCUAUUUAUCCAAGUAAAUCAUGAAUCCCUUUGCCGUCUUCUUCAAACUGUGCAUGAGCAAUCAAUUUUGUUUUGUGUGAUAAUAUAUAUAAAUAUAUAAUAUUAGAAUUCAGCUUAUGUUUUGAGAGAUCAUAAAGGCUGCCAUUACGCUAUUGUUUUUUUAAGUAUCAUAUUUAUCCUUUCGGAUACUCCAUGUACAUCGAGUCAUUUCUUUUUUGAAUUCUUGGUUGAUAUAUUUGUUAAUUGAUCGAGAAAGACAAUAGGGCUAGAGGGUCUUGAUCCAACCAUAGUUGAAUACUGCGUUUUCAGGUUUAGAAUAAAAGUAGGAUGGAGCUUGGUGAA
Cucumis sativus (cucumber) is the source of this 1201-nucleotide messenger RNA. RefSeq names its product pre-rRNA-processing protein TSR2 homolog. NCBI's taxonomy places the organism in Eukaryota, Viridiplantae, Streptophyta, Magnoliopsida, Cucurbitales, Cucurbitaceae. Bases 259 to 840 code for a protein of 193 amino acids. Gene Ontology annotation, cellular component: nucleus. Gene Ontology annotation, biological process: maturation of SSU-rRNA from tricistronic rRNA transcript (SSU-rRNA, 5.8S rRNA, LSU-rRNA). The transcript is spliced from 6 exons. The record is from RefSeq and is a predicted model, not a curated record.